AUGCCCAAAUGCAUGCACACACUCGUCAGCAGCGGGCUCUGGGCAGCAGCAGCAGCAGCAGCAGCAGCAGCAGCAGCAGCAGGAGAUACUGCAGCAGCAGCAGCAGCAGCAGCAGGAGAAACUGCAGCAGUAGCAGCUGGAGGAGGAGCAGCAGCAGGAGCUGGAGCAGCAGCAGGAGGAGCCAGCAAGUUAAGAGAGCCUGCUGCUGCUGCAGCAGCUGCAGCAGCAUCAACAGCAGCAGCAGCAGCAACAGCAGCAGCAGGAGAAGCAGCAGCAGGGUUAAUCAAGCCAGGAGAGUUUGCUGCUGCUGCUGUUGCUGCUCAGCAAGAUAAGGGUUUCUGGCAGCAGCUGCAGGCAGCAGCAAUCCGCCAGACACAAACAGCAAGAUAA
Molecule: messenger RNA, 390 nt
Organism: Eimeria mitis
Lineage: Eukaryota; Apicomplexa; Conoidasida; Eucoccidiorida; Eimeriidae
Exons: 3
Coding region: 1-390 (129 amino acids)
Source: RefSeq, a predicted model, not a curated record